Messenger RNA from Colias croceus (clouded yellow), 1379 nucleotides. It is a transcript of the gene Vps36, whose product is annotated as vacuolar protein-sorting-associated protein 36. Gene Ontology annotation, biological process: protein transport to vacuole involved in ubiquitin-dependent protein catabolic process via the multivesicular body sorting pathway. Bases 130 to 1329 code for a protein of 399 amino acids. The transcript has 7 exons. Gene Ontology annotation, molecular function: ubiquitin binding; phosphatidylinositol-3-phosphate binding. Gene Ontology annotation, cellular component: ESCRT II complex; late endosome membrane. Lineage: Eukaryota; Metazoa; Arthropoda; Insecta; Lepidoptera; Pieridae. The record is from RefSeq and is a predicted model, not a curated record.
GAUACCUUUACUGUUUGAUUAUUCUCAUAUUAUUUUUGUUAAAGAAAAUUUAAACAAAAUUUCGCUUUACUAAUGAUUUUAUUUUUAGAAAUAUAAUAUUUAAAACAAUAUAAAUGUUGGUUCUGAAAAAUGGAUAGAUUUGAAUACAUGGAGGCGCGUUUAUUUGACGGCGAAAAUUAUAUAAAACGCGAUAAAAACGUGAAGCUGUAUGAUGGCGAAGAUAAGACUCAAUACGUAGAUGGUGAGGUAGUGCUUACAUCUCACAGACUACUGUGGGGAAAGCCAGGCGACAUACCCAAAGGCCUUAUUUGUUUAUCUCUCUAUUUGUACUAUGUUUUCUGUUUGGAAGAAGAGAAUGGUGGCGUUUUUGGCCUAGGCGGUCCGAAACGUAUAAUAUUGCAUUUGGGGCCUGCCCUUCCAGGAAAAAGACCUGGCCCAGCUGUAAUAAGCACUUACCACUUCAUAAAGCUUUCAUUCAAAGAUGGUAUAGAUGCUGCUUUUUACAAAGCUUUGAGUGAUGCUGUGGCUGCAAAGUUAUGGGAAAAGCAUCCAAUAGAAACAAAUGCGUUCAGCAGCCCCAACAUGAGCCCAAGACCAUCAAUAAACCCUAUUAAUUCUAAAAUUCGAUCAGGAAUAGUUGGGAUUGAAAGAAGCAUUGAAGAACAACAUAAAGCAACUGAUGAAAGUAUCAGCGUUGCUUUUAAAGAUUUAACUAAGCUAAUGGAAAAGGCUAAAGAUAUGGUUUCUAUUUCCAAAACAAUCUCUACUAAAAUCAGGGAAAAACAAGGUGACAUAUCCGAGGAUGAUACAGUAAGAUUCAAGUCAUACUUAAUGAGUCUUGGAAUUGAUGACCCAGUGACCAGAGAUGCAUUUAGAUCUGACUCAGAGUAUUAUAUGGGGCUCGCACAACAAAUAUCUGAUAUGAUGGUUGCGGCACUGAUGGAAUGUGGAGGCAUAAUGUCCCUGGCUGAUGUUUGGUGCCGCGUGAAUAGAGCAAGAGGUUUGGAACUAAUAUCCCCAGAAGAUUUACUUAAUGCUUGCAAGUUACUCCCAAACAUUGAUGCGCCAAUGUCUCUUCGCAAAUUUCCAAGUGGCGCAUGUGUCCUUCAGCUGAAUAAUAACAGAGAUGAAGAAGUUGCAAAAGCUACUAGUCAAUUGAUUGAAGAAAAUGGCUCGCUUACUCCUAUUAAACUAUCGCAAAUCGCAAACGUAUCCGUCCUCUUAGCGCGUGAACGUCUCUUCACUACAGAAAGACUUGGAAUGGCCUGCAGGGACGAAUCUAUUGAAGGAUUAGCUUUUUAUCCAAAUCUAUUUUUAAGCAAAGUGUAAAUUAUAUUUAUAUUUAAUAAUAUAUUUUCUUGAGACUUCGAAGUUCGAAA